Molecule: messenger RNA, 957 nt
Organism: Lodderomyces theae
Lineage: Eukaryota; Fungi; Ascomycota; Pichiomycetes; Serinales; Debaryomycetaceae
Exons: 1
Coding region: 1-957 (318 amino acids)
Biological process (GO): protein folding
Cellular component (GO): endoplasmic reticulum
Molecular function (GO): protein disulfide isomerase activity
Source: RefSeq, a predicted model, not a curated record
AUGAAACAUUUCCUCCCAUUCCAACUACUACUGUGGUUCUUUACCUGCGUUACAAGUUCAUACUCACAAAGUCAUUCAUUUGCAAACACCAGAGAGUUCAAUGAUUCUGUAAUACAGCCUAAUUUGGAGAAAGCAACUUAUUCUUUGAUCUACUUCUAUUCCGAUACAUGCAAAUACUGUCAUUUAUUCAAUCCAGUGUUUGAAAACUUGAGCACCUUGUACAACAAAAAUGAUACAGGCAAAAGUGUGCAUGAAAAUGAAUCAUUCCAGAUUUUAAAGACCAACGCUAGGGUCAAUAAGAAACUAAGCAAACUUUUUGCCAUACGACACUAUCCCACAUUGAAAUUGUUGCAUUAUCCAUCAAAGGAAAUUUUGGAAUAUGAAGGGAAACGGGACUUGCAUUCAUUGAUUGACUAUAUCGAGUCCAAGACAUUGAUAAAACCCAAUUAUGCAAAUUUUCAAUCAGGGGUGAAGGAUAUCCAGGAUCCUCGUGAGCUAUUUCGUGGUGAAAAGGAAAAGGUUGUCAUAUUUAUCAUGAGCCACAUGGCUGAUUGGAAGGAUUAUCAUUAUCCUGCCCAUUACAUACAGCUGAUUGCAAAUUUAUACCGUGCUGUUGACUUUUACGUGUGUCAUGGGGAUGAUCCGCAGCACGCGGAAUUACUCCCUCAAUUUGGUGUUAGUAAUUUUCCUAGUUUGGUUUACAUUAGAAGCAGAAAGUUUAAGUCUUUAAACACUGAGAGACUUGCGUAUCAGACAAACUACAAGUUUGAUGGAGAUAAAAUUGGGGGCUUUAUCAGUUCAAUUGACUUGGAUCAAUCGCUGUGGCGUUUGAUAGAACCAGUGAAUGAAGCACAAACGAGUGAAGAAACUAUACUGAGUGAGGAGAAUGAGGAGAAUGAUGAUUUCGAUGAUAUAGACGAUGAUGACGAUGACGAUAUAGAGCAUAUAGAAUUGUAA